Neogale vison (American mink) is the source of this 2138-nucleotide messenger RNA. Its product is annotated as inactive serine/threonine-protein kinase TEX14-like. Gene Ontology annotation, cellular component: midbody; kinetochore; intercellular bridge. Gene Ontology annotation, biological process: male meiotic nuclear division; protein phosphorylation; attachment of spindle microtubules to kinetochore. NCBI's taxonomy places the organism in Eukaryota, Metazoa, Chordata, Mammalia, Carnivora, Mustelidae. The transcript has 15 exons. The coding region runs from base 7 to 2025 and encodes 672 amino acids. Gene Ontology annotation, molecular function: ATP binding; protein binding; protein kinase activity. The record is from RefSeq and is a predicted model, not a curated record.
CCACAGAUGCCCUCCCUGCGCUCUCGCUUCCCCAUGGAGCUGGGCUCUGUUAGGGAUCCAGAAGCCCAGCUGGGACGACUGCAUCGCCUGGCCCUGGCUGGGGGCCCAGGAUGGGGCCUCACUCGGCUCCUGCGGAGAGUUGUCCAGGUGGAUGGUGAGAACUCCGCUGGGCAGACGGGGCUCUUCCUCUCGGCGCUGCUGGGCCACAGCUCUGCUGUGCAGCUCUUGCUGACCUUUGGCGCCAACCCCAACCACCGCUGCCUCGAUGGCAGCACACCUGUGCACGCAGGCGCCUUCUCGGGCUGCAGCCUGGUGAUGCUGCACCUGCUGCAGGCAGGGGGUGACCUGCGUCUGCAUGACCAGCAGGGUCGCACACCUUGGGACUGGGCUGAGCAGGGUGGUGCCAAGCAGAGCUGGGAGGUGCUGGAGCUAUUAGAGCUGUGCCGAGCCCACAUGUCGGCACUAGUGCAUGACAGUGAGUUGGUGGUCAGUGCAUCCCUGGGCCAGUUGCAGGCCGGCUGUAGACACAGCCUGUGUGGCUCCCUGUCCUUGCCGCGGCGGGAGUGUGCAGACAGGGCACCGAGACGAGAGCGCAUCAGAAGACCCCCCCGAAUUCCAGCCUUGGGGUUUGGCCAGCUGAGCUGCCUGAGGCCACUGGGGCUGGUGACAGGCAUACCCCUUGCGGACCCCAAGGAGCUGCUGCCAGCCCAGGGCGAGCCCGACCGCACCUACGAGAGCAGCUCCCACACCCUCAUGGCCAACCUCCUGUGGAGGGGCCACUCCGUGACAGCUCGGAAGCUGAAGGCAGCUGAAGCUCAGCCGGAUGUGCUGUUGGCUGACCUUCAGCACUGCAGCACCCUGCACCACCCUAACCUGUUGCUGCUGAUGGCACUGAGCCCCUCGGCCGAUCUGUCAGGGCUGUGCCUCCUCUUCGAACCGGUGUGGCUGGGCUCCCUGCACGUGGUGCUGCACCCACGUGGGCCGAGUCCAGGAGGACCCCGUGCUGUGCCGGGGCUGCUGCCUGGCCACCUGCUGCUGCAGGUGCUGGAGGCGCUGCUGUUCCUGCAGGCCCGCUGGCACGCCCACGGUGGCCUUAGCUCUCACGCCGUGCAGCUGGUCCGGCCAGGCCUGGCCAAAGUGAGCAGCCUGGAGCACGGGCGGCCCCUGCACCAACACUGGCUGCAGCCCAGGCCACAGCAGGGCUACUCCCGGGGAGGCUCAGGUCCAGGGCUGCCCCCGCCUCCUGAACUGUACCCAUGGCUGCCACUUGAGCUCAUCUGCGGUGACACGCCUGCUGCCACCUCAGAUCUCUACAGCUUCUGCAUCCUGGCCCAGGAGGUGUUCACCGGACAGCUGCCCUGGGCUGGGAGGAAGGGGCCUGAGGUGAAGGCUAAAUUGGAGGCAGGUGAGAGCCCGGCCCUGGAUCCCCUGGUGCCGGCCCCCUACCAGGCCCUGGUUCAGGCUGGGCUGGGCCUGGGGCCAGCCGACCGCUGGGGCAGCCUGCAGAACACUCGCUACCUGCUGCAGGAGGCCAUGGCCCAGGACUCGGUUCCUGAGGUGAGCUCCUGGAUGCACUGGACCACACGGUGCCCUGCAUCUCAGGAUUUCCUACCAGACACACUGUACUGUGAGGUGGCUCCCAGAACUAAGAUUCCACCCAGGCCUGUACCCCCUGUGAUGUCCCUAGGCCUCUCCCCAUGCCAGGCCCUGAAGACUCCUGAGGUCACAGCCCACAGCAGAGUCCAGAGGGCCCCAGCCUGGGACUCAGGCAGCAGCUUGACUCUAGGCAGCAGCCCAAGUCCCGGCUCCAGCCUCUACCCAGGCUCCAGCCCUGCAGCCCGGGUCAGCCUGGACCACUGCCUGGAGCCCAGCUUGACAGAGCCCAGUACCGAGCUGAUCAGAGGAUGUCUCUUCUCCAGCCUGCAGAAGAUGGACCUGCUGGAGGAGAUCAUAGCGGAGCUGCGGGGUGGAUGCCCACUCGGAGACAAGCCCAGCUUUGACCCUGCUCCUGAAACCGAUUCUUAAGAGUGCCUGUGACUGCCUUUCUGCAGACACCGCCCCUCAGAGCUUCCCAGGAUGGACUUCCCAUGCAGCACUUGCUGAAAUGAUAACGUGAUAAAGCAAUCCAUCUGUCUCUG